GUCACCUGUCUGCAGGUAUGAACUGAGCCGGCACUGAGAUCACCCACUUCCAGCACCGAGCGAAGCCCCGGGGAGUGAGCUCUACUCAUGCAAAUGGAGUGUCUCCAGGUGUGGGGACUGUUUGUCCUCGUCGUUGCCACCACUGCCCGGACCACCACACACAGCCCCAACUUGCAGCCUUCCUACCUGCUACUGGCUCCCAGAUCCCUCCGUCCUGGAGUCCCGACAUUAGUGUCAGUCACCAUCCUGACUACCUCGCGGGUCACUGUAUCUGCUCAAGUUGUUCAUGGCAAGCAGACUGUGGCCUCAAACUCUGCUGCAGUUGAAGGAGGUUCAACUGAGCUGCUGACGUUACCUCCUAUCAGUGCGAGUGACUCCAGCUACUGGCACCCUUACGUCCUGGAGGUCAAAGGUCACGUGGGCAGCGUUGAAGUUUUCUCCAACUCGACACAGCUGCGCUUCGAUCUCAAAGGCCUCUCCACCUUCAUUCAGACAGACAAACUGAACUAUCAGCCUGGGCAGGUGGUGAAGAUCAGAGCAGUGUCCGUUCACCCCGAUGGGAAACCCUACGUGAGCCCAGUGGACAUCAUCAUCAGAAGUCCAAGGGGAAACCUGCUCAGACAGUGGCUGGACGAAGACAGCGUCCUUGGGGUUGUGUCCAAAGAGUUUGAGCUGUCUGACAACCCACCUCUGGGUGAAUGGACCAUCGUCACUACAGUCGAUAGUGUUUCGAGUGAGAAGCAUUUUAAUGUGGCUCAUUACGUGCUUCCAAAGUUUGAAGUGGUGAUAAAUGUUCCGGAUGUAAUUUAUCAUGAGGACACUCUGUGGGGCUCCGUCACAGCAAAGUACUUAUACGGCAAACCUGUUCAGGGACACAUGAACAUAACGUUCUUGCAUCAUUUUCAUGGUAUUGAAGAUGCUUAUGAUGAAGAUAGUGAGAUUGACGGCACUGCAGAUUUUCAGUUUGAAGUUCCCGACCACCACCCGAUGAGCAAAAGAGCUCUAGAAAUGGUUUCCUAUGACGAAUUUGAUGAGUUUCUAACGAUUGUGGUUCAUGUGACUGAAGACCUCACAGGCCUCACAUAUAAGAGUACAGCAAAGGUGUCUUUGGCAAAGUUCAGAUAUAAAGUUUCCUUCGACUGCUAUCCCAAAAUAUUAAGGCCCUCUCUGACCUUCACUGCCAGGCUGAAAAUAUCUACAUACAACGAUAAGCCACUGUCACGAGAUGAUCAGCUAAGGACUGCUCAAGUGUCAGUGAUGCAGCGAAAGCAAAGUCCGUGGAGUUGGAAAAUGGACGGGGAGGAACAAAUGUUGCCUCAUCGAUCAAACAUGUCGGGCCCUUCGGCAAAUGUGCGUCCCCGUCCAGAAGAGAUACCGCCUGAAGAUAUGGAGUUUCCUGUUCCUGCAGACGGAAUAAUUCACCUCAACAUCCAGCUCAUGAAUGAAACUGAAACACUCACAAUUGAUGCUUCUUUUGAGGAGAGCCACAAUACUCUACAACUCUAUAGAAGCUACACAUCCCCCAGUCACUCCUACCUACAGAUUCAGAAACCCCCUGGACCUUUGAAGGUUGGUGCACCUCUCCAGCUGCACAUUGAAAGCAAUUUCCCAAUGACUGAGAUUCACUACAUAGUGAAGUCCAGAGGUCUGGUGGUUUCUGCAGGGAAAAGCUCUGGUGUUCUAGCUCUGGUCCCAGAAAUCACCUGGGCUCCUAUGGCCUGCAUCAUCGUCUACUGCGUGCAUCCCGACGGAGAGAUUGUCAACGAUGUGAUUCAGCUACCCAUCACCCAAACUUUACAAAACCAGGUGUCUCUGAGCUGGAGCAACACUAAGAGGAGGCCAGCUGACAAGGUCACACUGAAGGUCGCAGUGGCAGAGCCCGCCUCUCUGGUCGGGAUCCUGGUGGUCGACAAGGCGACGCAGUGGGCGGGAUCACACAAUGACAUCACCAAGGAGAUGGUGCUGAAGGAGAUGGAGGAGUACGGCGUUUCCAUGGCCGACGCCUACAUGUCUGACAUGUUGAGAAAGGGAGAUCCGUACUCCAUCUUCAAGACCUGUGAUCUUGUGGUGUUGACAGAUGCCAGUUUACACAUGAUGGAACAGCCAUUGAAUCCCGUAUUUCCAGGGGAGGGAAUAAUUCUCUUCAACGAUAUAGACAGUCCCCAUGUGGAGCAAGAACAGGAGCCACGAGAGCGCUGGAAUUUUCCAGAGACCUGGAUAUGGAUGGAUACCAACACAGGGAAUUCAAACUCGGCAGACAUAACUCUGACUGUCCCAGACAGCAUCACAACCUGGACAGCCACCGCCUUUGUAAUAUCUGAGAACCUGGGCCUGGGCAUCAUAGAGAGUCCUGCAGAGCUCACAGUGUUCCAGGAUUUCUUCCUGUCCGUGAAUCUGCCGGCCUACGUCAUCCGAGGAGAGGAGCUGCUGCUGGAAGUCGUUCUGUUCAACUACCUCACACAGGGCCUGGAGGUCAUGGUUGUUGUUGCACAAAGUGACACCUACGAGUUUGUCUACCCGGACAAUGACGAGAUCCCCAUGCCCAGUGUUCGACGUGUGUCUGUGGGGAGUCAAAGUGGAGUGUCCAUCCUCUUUCCCAUCAGGCCGGUGGUCCUCGGAGAGAUCCCCAUCUCUGUGAAAGCCAUGUCGUCUGCGGCGUCCGACCUCAUCCUCAGGAUGGUGCUCGUCAAGGCCGAAGGACUCGAGCAGUCGUUCUCCGCCUCACUGCUGUUUGAGGUUUCUCCCUCGUGGUCGAGCCUUUCCAGAGACGUGAUGUUCACCUUCCCGGCAGAUGUUGUGGAGGGCAGCGAGAGGGUUUCGGUGACGGCUGUCGGUGACAUCCUGGGUCCGUCCAUCAGCGGCCUGGACUCUCUCAUCCAGAUGCCUUACGGUUGUGGUGAACAGAACAUGAUCAACUUCGCACCAAACGUCUACGUCCUCCAGUAUCUGAGCGCUACGGGGCAGGCUAACCAGGACACAACAGACACAGCCACAGCCUACAUGAUGAAGGGUUAUGAGCGAGAGCUGUCCUACCAGAGACUGGACGGCUCCUUCAGUGCCUUCGGGGACCAGGACUCCUCUGGAAGCACCUGGCUCUCUGCUUUCGUGCUGAGGUGUUUCCUGCAGGCGCGGCCGUACAUCAGCAUCGACGCCCACGUGCUGAGCAUGGUGGCGGCCUGGUUAGGAGCCCAGCAGGGGGCUGAUGGGAGAUUUGAGGAGCCCGGCCGGGUCAUUCACACCGAGCUCCAAGGAGGCCUGGACGGGCCCGUCUCCCUCACAGCUUACGUCCUCAUCGCCCUGCUGGAAGACAACGACAUCAAGGCUCAGUAUGGGAGCCAGGUGUCUGCGUCCCUGAUGUUCCUGGAGACCCGCCUGGCUCUGGGCGUCUCCAGUAACUACAGCCUGAGCCUGCUCACCUACGCUCUGGCUCUGGCCAACAGCUCCAGCGCUAACAUGGCGCUCAGUGAGCUGAUUGGACGAGCUGAGAUUAAAGAUGGAGUGCCGAUAUGGUCCUCCCCAGACGGUGGCGUGUCGUCGUCGUGGCAGCCUCGCUCCGCAGACAUCGAGAUGGCGUCCUACCUUCUGCUCUCUCAGCACAGACUGGGUCUCUUCACCGAUGGCCUCAGCCUCAUGAAGUGGCUCAGCCAACAGCGGAACCACAAAGGAGGAUUCGGAAGUACUCAGGACACAGUCGUGGCUCUGCAGGCCUUGUCCACGUUCGCAGCGCUCGCCGGGUCUAACGACGUUUCCCUCACCAUCAGAGUGCAGACCGACGCUGCGACCAACGCCGCCUCCUUCGACAUCACCCGGGACAACUACCUGCUUCGCCAGAGCCAGCAGAUUGCACCAGAGGAGGAGCUGAGACUCAGUGUGACUGCAGAAGGUCGCGGACUCGCCCUCUUUCAGCUGAACGUGUUUUACAACGUCAGGAAUGAGGAGCUGAUGAGGAGGAGACGAGACGCAGACGAAGACGAGGCGUUUCAUCUGUACGUCGAGCUGUUUGACGAGGAAGUAAACUCGGCACAUCUGUACAUCUGCAGCAGUCUGUCAGAGUUUCUGGGUCUGAAUGCGACUGGCAUGGCCAUUAUGGAGGUCGGCCUGCUGAGCGGCUACAGCCUGCUGCCGGGCGGUAUCCAGACCAAUGAGGUCAUAAAGAAAGUAGAGACGCUGCCGGGGAAAGUCAUCCUGUAUCUGGACUCUGUGACGACAGAUGAGAUGUGUCUAAUGAUUCCGCUGGUCAUGGAGUUCAUGGUCGCCAAGGUCCAGGAAGCAAGUGUUGUCAUCUAUGAUUAUUACGAACCAAGACGGAGGACAGUGAGGAUGUAUAAUUCAGACUGGAGGAACGACAUGUCUGCCAGCUCCUUCUGUGGCGACGACCUCAAUCUGUGCUCAGAAAACAUCUACUAUGAGCUCAACACUGCGUCACACUGCAGCCAAAACCUCCUGCUGACCAGUUUAACACCUGCUCUGCUCCUCAUCAUCUUCAGUGUGUAAAUAAUAAGAUCCAACUAUUGCUAGUUGAGUUUUGUGUUAACAUGCAUUGGUUAUCGUAGAAACAUUAUUUUAAUGUUUUUUUAUGUCUGUAAAUGGUUUACACCCUGGCUGUUGGUACUGUAGUCUGAUUAAAAUCAAAAGUAAGUUUAGUGCCUUAGAAAAAACGACGAUUCAGGAGAGAAACUCCUGUAAAUGAAGUGUUUUUUUCAUGUUAAAACAUUAUAUAUAAUUCACUUGAGUAAUUUUAUCUAGCAGAUAAUCAUAAAACACACUUCAAAAUGGACAGAAACCAAAUAUAACUCAUUAACUGUAUUUAUUAGUAAUUUCACAGUCUUUCCGACAAUAACCAACCCUGGUUUGGUCAAAUAAAUCCUUAAUUCACAGAAACAGGCUGCUACGUAACAAUAGCUAAUCCUUGGGGGAAAACUGAAAUAUGCGUCCCCUACAAGUUUCUGCCACUGACAGACUCAGAUUGUUCUCAGUGUCCCUACAGAGAUAUACCUUCAGUUUAACCAUAAACAGCCGUAACAUUGCUAUUGCUCGCCACCAGGCUCCAUCGAAAAAAACGGUAAUUUUACCUUGUAUAUCAUCAUUACUUAAUUAAGAGUGGUCAGAAACAAAAUAAAACUCAUCCAAACCAUCUUUGUUAGUGUUUCCAACAAUCACCAACUCUGGUUUGGUGGAAAUAAAUCCUUAAUUCACCUACGUAGAUGAUAAAAACAGCAGUUUCAGUCGGAGCAGACCGGCUAUGGAAACAAACCACAGAGAGGCUGCGAUACAACACAGGCAGAGGGAGUGAGACACCAUGUGACUCUGUAUCUUUAUAAAGAGAAUAGUUUGCUGCUAUAUUGUUUUAAUUUGCAUAUAUAACCUUUAACAUUAAACUUAGAUGAAUUGUACACUGUUAAAGUGUCUCUCGUAGUGCUAAACCCACUGUGAAUCAACACGUUGGACAUGGUUUAGAUCGGAAGCAAACCUUUUUCAGUUUGGGAACAAAUUUUCAUUUGAAGUUUUUAUUCCAAACAGCUUAAUAGUUUAGUCCAGUCAUUAACUUGCUGUUCUAAAAUCACAUGUUAUAUUUAUAUAUAUAUACUUAUAUAUAAAAAUAUAUGAGAAAUAAACCCAUCUUGAUGCCUGCACUUAAUUCCAUAAAGCUAGCAUUAUUCACUGUGGGUGUGAACACAGCCACUAAAUAUGUGUUUCAUAUGUUGUUAAAUCAUGCACUGCGCAUUUUUGUAAAUUCAAUUUCUUAUUUUUAUCAAAUGAUUGAAGUCUAGGCCACGGCUUUUCUUAUAAUGAAUCAUGGGAACAUUUGUCUUUUUUUCUGCCACCUUGCAUUGAUUAAAAUGUUAUAAAAAAUC
This is a messenger RNA of Dicentrarchus labrax (European seabass), 5855 nucleotides long. It is a transcript of the gene cd109, whose product is annotated as CD109 molecule. The transcript has 33 exons. Gene Ontology annotation, molecular function: endopeptidase inhibitor activity. NCBI's taxonomy places the organism in Eukaryota, Metazoa, Chordata, Actinopteri, Moronidae. Gene Ontology annotation, cellular component: extracellular region. The record is from RefSeq and is a predicted model, not a curated record. Bases 88 to 4494 code for a protein of 1468 amino acids.